Molecule: messenger RNA, 1525 nt
Organism: Eleginops maclovinus (Patagonian blennie)
Lineage: Eukaryota; Metazoa; Chordata; Actinopteri; Perciformes; Eleginopidae
Gene: ranbp1
Product: RAN binding protein 1
Exons: 6
Coding region: 161-814 (217 amino acids)
Biological process (GO): nucleocytoplasmic transport; positive regulation of mitotic centrosome separation
Cellular component (GO): cytoplasm; nuclear pore; centrosome
Molecular function (GO): GTPase activator activity
Source: RefSeq, a predicted model, not a curated record
AGACACGAGAGGCGCGCCGUGCGCUGUCACAAUGUGGGCGCGGGCAUACGUAGGAAAUUCGGCGCGCGAAAGCUGAAGCCGGAAGUAAGGAGCUGAGGGGAGAAGUCGGCCAGUCCCUCGAUCAAACUACUCGCAGCAUCUUUAAACAUCCUCUUUUGAUAUGGCAGACCCGAAGGACCAGGAGGAGCCCGAAACCACUGCAGAUACCACAGAGGACUCUAAUCAUGAUCCCCAAUUCGAGCCCAUCGUGUCCCUUCCUGAGCAGGAUGUGAAAACAUUAGAAGAGGAUGAGGAGGAACUCUUUAAAAUGCGGGCUAAACUAUAUCGUUUUGCCUCUGAGAACGACCCACCAGAGUGGAAGGAGAGGGGAACCGGUGAUGUGAAGCUGCUGAAACACAGAGAGAAGGGCACAAUCCGCCUCCUGAUGAGGAGAGACCGAACCUUGAAGAUCUGUGCCAACCAUCACAUUAUGCCUAGCAUGGACCUGAAGCCCAACGCUGGCAGUGACAGGGCGUGGGUGUGGAACACACUUGCAGAUUAUGCUGACGAAAGCCCCAAACCUGAAUUCCUGGCAAUACGGUUUUUAAAUGCGGAAAAUGCUCAGAAGUUCAAGGGGAAGUUUGACGAGUGUAAGGAGGAGGUCAGAAAAAGUCUAGUGGAUACAGGCGACACUGAUAGCGCUAACAAAGUGGCAGAGAAGCUGGAGGAGCUCUCCGUCAAAGAAAAGGCAUCAGAAGAAAACAAGACGGAGGUGAAAAAGGAGUCUGAGAAGAAAGAAGACGAGAAGGAGGUGAAGGCUGAGGAGAAGAAUUGAGAACCAAGAACUUGCUUUGCUGAUCUUCAACUUAUCAGUCUUUCCUCUUUUCUACAAUAGACUCUAAACGAACUGAAUUUGGACACUUGCAUAUUAUUAGUAUUUUUUUUUAUUAUCUGUUUUGCCUCAAGAUCACAAGUCAUCGAUACCACUGGGGGGGGGGGGGGGGGAUACAAGAUAGUGAAUUUAAGAAAACUAAAAGCCCAUUCCUUUCCCUGUUUGCACCAUGGAUUGCCACGCUUUCCAUCCUCCAUCUACAGUACCGUGUUACAAACUGUAAAAGAGGCUUGUGACGGUGUCGAUUCCCACAUUGGGGUAUUUCUCUUGUUUUGUUAUUCUGAAGCAGUUUGUUUGUAGUGGGGGGGGGGGGGGAGGGAGAAGACAAUGUAGCCUGCUUGAUAGCAGCACAGGGUCAGGGACCAGGCAUUAUGGAGAUGCACUGACUUAAGUUCCUCACCAAGGAAAAUUGAGUUUCAUAAUAACAUUCCCAGACUGUAAGCAUGUAACUUGAGUGUGCCCUAUCUGAUCUGUGUGCUCACCACCCUCUCCUUUUCUUUCCACUAGUUGAGUUCUUAACCUCGCCUCUCUAAAGUGCAUCUAAGUGCCAGUGCAUCUGUAAAUACAUGUAUAUGGAUGAAAUGUUGCUUUUCAUUUACACUCAAAUGAUUGGAAAUGUUUCCGCCACCUUCGAAUAAAAGCUGUCAAAGACCA